Molecule: messenger RNA, 8960 nt
Organism: Oncorhynchus gorbuscha (pink salmon)
Lineage: Eukaryota; Metazoa; Chordata; Actinopteri; Salmoniformes; Salmonidae
Product: zinc finger and BTB domain-containing protein 38-like
Exons: 1
Biological process (GO): regulation of DNA-templated transcription
Molecular function (GO): RNA polymerase II cis-regulatory region sequence-specific DNA binding; DNA-binding transcription factor activity, RNA polymerase II-specific
Source: RefSeq, a predicted model, not a curated record
ACAAGCAGCACCUGGCCACCGGGCCCACCCUCUUCUGUGACGUCAACCUCGUCGCCGCCAGCACCGCCUGCAGCCAGUACUUCCGCCAGCUGCUGCUGUCGACGUCUUCCCCACCGCCUUCAGAUCCGGUAUUGGACACCCGUCAUCAACCCCCUCUUCUGGGGGGCUGAGCGAGUCCUGGAGCUGCAUCACCUCCAGUCCAGAGUGCUGUCCAACCUGCUUGACUUCAUCUACACCUCCCACGUCCUCCGCCGGGACGACAAGGGGAAAAGGCUUCCCUCAGAGGCGGGCCUCAGCCUCGGGGUGCCCUUCUUGACCCACCUGGUUAAAGAAGAGGAGGAGGAACCAGGGGAGAUGAAGGGUAAAAGCAGGCAGGGCCGAGGAGGGGAGGCCAUGAUUGAGGACGGGGCAUGCGGCCCAGAGAACGCUAAGAUCACCCUCAGCUUCCCCCUCAGUGCCGCCCUGCCCGCCGCCCUCACCGUUCACAACCACCGCCCCUCCUCGGCCAUGUCCUCCCCUCGCUGCCGACACUCCUCCUCAGGCUCCAAGGGGUCCAAUGAGGGGUCGUCAUGGAAACUGGCCACCGCCACCACCACGGACAAACGGCGGACGUUUAAACAGCCCCGACAUGACAGCUCUCCAUGCUCUUCCUCCUCCUCCCAUUCCUCUUCUUCCUCUCCCAUGGAUCUUACUGCACUGGUCAAAAAGGACACCAAAUCCCCCCCACCUCUUUUCAAAGCCGGUCUGGACUCCCAGUUCCACAGGUUCACCCCUAGGUCCUCCAAUGGGCCUAUAGUGGGUUACCCAGGGGAGGGUCACAGACUGACCAAUGGCACAGCCUCCCCCUCAGACACUGCACAGAUCCUGUUCAACCUGAGCGCCGUGGCCUAUCAGAGCCAGGGGAGGCAAGGCACAGAGAGAAAGGAGAAAACAGGAAAACAAGGAGGGAGGGUGGGCACCCCACAAGUUGGACCAAACCUCCACCCGCCCAACCUCCACCUUCCUCCUCUUCCUCACCCUUCCUCCUCUUUCAUCCCACCCCCUCUUCCUCCCCACGCCUCCUCCACCCCCCCAGAUGGCCCCAAGGCGGAGCUGAUAUGUGGGGUGUGCCACCGCCUCUUCAGCUCCGCCUCGUCUCUCACGGCCCACAUGCGGCUGCACCGUGGCGGCCGGGCCCUCAGCUGCCAGCACUGUGGCAAAGCCUUCAUCCACAACAAGAGACUGCAGUCCCACGAGGCCUCCUGCAGGCACGCUCUGACCCCGGCUAUCCCCUCUAACCUCCCCCUUCUCCCCAUCCAGCCAAAAGAGGAGCCCCUGGAGGAAGGGGAGGUUAGGGUGGAGGGUGGACAGAUUCUGGGAGCAGGUGAGGAAGAUAUGAAGCCUGGAAAAGGGAAGAAAGGGCGAGGUCUCCUAGUUCGACACGAAGGCGACGUGUCCGAGCUGGUGGGGGACGAGGACCACUUCGUCAAGGUGGUGGACGGCCACAUCAUCUACUUCUGCUCGGUGUGCGAGCGCUCCUACAUGACCCUGUCCAGCCUCAAGCGCCACUCCAACGUGCACUCAUGGCGCCGCAAGUACCCCUGCCACUUCUGCGACAAGGUGUUUGCCCUGGCCGAGUACCGCACCAAGCACGAGGUGUGGCACACGGGCGAGCGACGCUACCAGUGCAUCUUCUGCUGGGAGGCCUUCGCCACGUACUACAACCUGAAGACCCACCAGAAGGCUUUCCACGGCAUCAGCCCGGGCCUCAUCUCCAGCGAGAAGACGGCUAACGGUGGCUACAAGCAGAAGGUCAACGCACUCAAGUUCUACCGCCUGCUCCCCAUGCGUUCCCAGAAGAGACCCUACAAGACUUACAGUGACUCCCUGGCCAAUGGCCUGCAGCUGCCCCCUUCCGACCCCUCUGCCGUCCCUCUGCCCCUGGACUGCAGCCUGUCUGACUCCCUGGACCCUGGUGACCUGCGCAGCCUCAUCAGUGGCUCUCUACCCAAGGGUGUGAAGCCAGACCCUGAAGAGUUCCUUGCCAGCUUCCCACUCACAGUAGCCCUAGAGCAGGGAGAGAUCCGGCUCCCUUCCCUAACAGGCAUGGCCCUAGGGAGAGAAGCAGACAGAGAGCCAGCAUCCGAGAAGGUAGGUAGUCGUGGCAGCAGCUCCAAGGUAUCCGUUGGCAACAGAGUUAAAACUCCCAAGGUCAGCGGUAGCCCAGAGUUGGGUUUGUCCUCGGUGAUCACGUACGGACACCCCAAGCCAUCAGUUAUAGUGCACGGCACAGCAGUGUCAUCCGUCAUUGUCCAUAGCAACCAGGUCACCUCCGGAGGUGGGAAAAGCCCCCUGAGGAGUCCCUCCCCUGAAUCUAGCAACAGCCAGACACUCCUCCCCAAGAGCAGUGCAAAGCCUGUUAAAAAGCAUAGGGAGAGUACGGAGAGCCAUAGGAAGAGGGCUAAAUUAGUGGACAGUUCAGAUGCCACAGAGGAGUCGGAGAGGAGAUCAGAGACGGGUAGGUCCCAUCAUAAGUCCAGCAAGAGUGACGGCUCCUCAGCCAAACAGUCGUCAGAGGGCAAAGGAGCCGGGCCGCUGUGUCAGAUCACGGUGCGGAUAGGCGAGGAGGCCAUGGUCAAGCGCAGUAUCUCCGAGACGGACCUCAAGAGGGACAGGAGCCCCCCUCCUUCCAAAGCCAAAAGGACAUACUCCUCCCCACUGGAGACCAAGGAACCUCGCCACUCUCACCACCACCACCACCACCACCAUCACCACAAACACCGCUCCCAUCGCAGCUCGAGCACCGGAGCCGAGGGGGAGAGAGGAGGAGAUGGGGAGCGCAGGAAGAAAAGUCCCAUAGCCCCGGGCAAGGUCAGAGAGUACUACUUCCGCCAGGAGGUGCGCAAGCAGGGGGAGAGUGAGGACGAUGAGGACAACCUCUGGAGGCCCUACUACUCCUACAAACCCAAGAGGAAGGCCCCGCACGUCCACAAAGCAAAGAACUGGCAGGCCAAACUGCACUACAAACGCUCCCUCCGGCUUAUGAAGCGGGCCGAGGGAAUCAGGGACCAUGUAAAUAAGGAGGCAGGAGAGCAAGACGAGGAGGAUGGAACGAUGGAUGAGGUGGAGGGGGAGGUGGAAGGUCACAUAGAGCAAGAGAAGGGAGAGGUACCUGAAUCCCUCAGUAUUUCCCCUAUACCUUCGAAAGACAAAGAGGGGGAGGAAGAAAUCCAGGAGGCCCACCUUAAGACCACUGAUCCUCCCCUGGCUUCCCCCCAACCCCCUCUGGCUACCUCAGUCUCCCCUAUGGACACAAAACGCCGUCCCUGGUCCGAUGGGAGCGCGUCGGAGUGCGAUACGUGUGGCCGCUGGUUCUCCAGCUCCAGGAAGCGGGAUAAACACGAGCUCAGCCACCUGCUGGAGUUUGUGUGCCUCCUUUGUAGGGCCCCUUUCCCUUCCAGGGACCAGCUGGAGGAUCACCAGAGAACUCGGCACCCCAAAGACCCCGACCCCCUGUCCGUGCCACCCCGAGCGGUACCUCAGUCCAGAGAUGAGGGCGUGGAGAGGGAGACUAAGCUGGCAGAGGUAGACCGAGCGAGAGAGAGGGUUAUACUAGGGAAGGGAAGUCCAAGUCGCCUAAGCAGGAGGUCGUUGGCGAGACACACCUGUUUGCAGUGCCAUAAGGUAUGCAAGACAUCCUCGGCGCUAAACCGCCACGUGAGGCGCCACGAGUUAAGCAGCUCCCCGGAGAGGGAAAGGGAGGAGACCCAGCCAGAGCCAAAAGCAGCAGCAGAGACUACAGUUAGCACUGCUAGCAAAGACCUCGACACCAUGAGUGGCCAUGUUCCCGUUGUUCAGUCUGUCCCAGCUAUCAGCUACCCUGUCCCAGAACCACAGCAUAGCAGUGAGGGCAUAGAGGCACAGCAGUGCGCGAGCCAGCCUAGCAAAGUGAAAGCAGAGCACCAUAUACCAACACUGUGCAGCAGCCCUGAACUCAAUGAACUCGCCACUCCUGUUCCUGACCGAGAGCCCAGUCCACUGAUUAUUCAGCCCCCUUCAGAGAUCCCCAUGGUCGAUAUCCCCGAUUCUAACAGGCCCACACCCUCUCCCUCCUCCUGCACCUCGCCCCUCCAGGGUGUGCUGGUCAUGAGCAGUGGAGCUGAAUGUCUGGACUACCGGACCCCCAGGAAGAGGAGUCUGGAGGGGCAGAGUCACAGGAGGACCAGCCCUGCACCUGUCACGGGACCACCCACCGCUUUUCUGAACAUGCACCUGACCUCGCAGAUGAGAAUCAACCACACUGCUGCUCCUCCGUCCGUUGCUAUGACAACAGUGCCCCUCCGAGGGGUCUGUGGCGUGAAGCGGGAGGGAGAUAUUGUGGAGAAAGGACUGAGGCAGGGAUGUGGGAUGGGCCUCCUCCAUCAUGCUGGUUUUAAGGACUCACCAGUGGCCCAAGAUGUCAGGGUCCUGCCCUUGUCCCGGAGCCCCAGUCCCAACCAAGCACAAGACCUGACCAUGUCCUCAAUCCUAGCCAGGGAGGUGGAGAGGGAAAGGCAGAGAGAAUGGGAGAGGGAUAUGGACAGAGAGCUGGAAAGGGGGAGGCAGAGAGAAAGGGAAAGGGAUAUGGACAGAGAGAUGGAAAGGGGGAGGCAGAGGGAGAAGAAUAUGGACAGAGUGCUAGAAAGGGAGAGGCGGAGAGAAAGGGAGAUGGAGAGGGUUCAGCAGACUAGGGGGGCAUCUCAACCUCCACAGGAGCAGCUCAGAGACAAGGAGGUGAUCCUCCUGGUACCCAAAGAGGAGCCAAUUAGUCCCAUACCGUCCCCUAUACACACACCCAUUCAAACCACUAUUAACAACCGUCCCUUGCAGAGGCGGCCCACUGUGUCCCCAUGCCUCUCCCCCACUGCCAUGGACUUGCUGAUGCAGGCCAACCGCCAAGUUUCCCAGUCCAUGUGUGGCACACGGGGCCCCGAGAGGCUUCAGUUGCCCACUGGGUCAGUCGGUGGCAUCGACCGCCCCUCGGCCCACGCCCUCCUGCUCCCACGGGUCCCCCCACCGUCCGAGGCAGAGCCCCAGGACCACUCCCCAGCGCCAUCCAGAGACCCUCACAGGGGGGAAGUCACUGCCAGGGGAUACCCCAUGCAGGACUACCCCCUGCCCCUCAUCGUCCAGAGCGGCUACUGCUCUGGCAAGAAGCAGGAAGACAACCUGCUCAUGUCUUACCCAACCGGGCCUCUUGCCUUCGGGCCGUUGGGGAAGAUGAUGCCUACCGGGGACCUAGCCAAACUGCCCUUCUACCCCGACCCGUACCAUCUGCUCUACGGGCCGCAGCUGCUGGCCUACCCCUACAACCUGGCCUCCCUGCCCAUGGCUCUGAACAUGAUGGCCCCUGGGGACGACAAGGUGGCGCCGCUGCCCUUCCUCCCUGCCCUCUUCAACUACGCUGCCGCAGCUGGUCCCUACGCUGGCAUGUUGCCACACCACCUAGUGGCCAACCCCAGCCUCUACAACAGCGGUGGCAGCAGUAGAAAGCAGCGGGCGGCGGCGGCGGCGGAAAGCCGUAGAGGUUGUGGAGAGAAGUGACCCUUUUAUUGUAUUUUAAAAGUGGAUGACCAGGCCUGUGGUUGGAAGAAGGGGUGGAGUCGUCUCCUCAUGGUUACCGAGUCCACUUGCACAGUCCCCGGCCUCUCUUUUGUGAAGUAGCAGUCAGAGCCUCGGCGUUGACUCUGCAGAGAGGAUGAAUGGGAGGAGGAUGAGUGAGGAAAGAAGGGACACACUUCAUCAUUACGGGCGGAUAUCCUCCUCUCCUUUCCUCUGGCUUCUGUUCUCAUGUCUUUCUGUCGUACUAGUUCUGCACUAGCGCUUGGAUAAUUGUCUUCUCCGACUCGUUAUGAUAUCUAUAAUAAUAAUAAUAAUAAUAAUAAUAAUAAUAAUAACAGGGUGUGAAAAUGUUUCCCUCUGCUUUCCUUUACAGUGACUGCAUAAUGCUGAUCACGAAUACACCUCUCUAGGGGGACGCUUUUCAGGGAGGGAAAGGGAUCAGCUUGAAAUGGCAUCAAAUGAGUGUGUGGCGUGUGAUCGCUCAUGUGAACGUGUGCUCCGGGUGUUUGUGGGAGCUGUGCGUGACCUGUAUGUAGGAGUUAUUCAGUUGGGCAUGCUGGGGUUGGCUUCUGUUCGCCUGGUGUGUCUGAAUGCGAGCGGCUGUACGGCUGCAGUCUGCCAUCUGAGCGCUGAUCAUUCCACGGGGGUUCUGUGGUGUUAACAGCAUUCCAACACUAGACUAGCCCUUUUAUAGGUCCGUGCAUAGUUCAGUAGAGGGAAUUAUUCUGUUUCCAGUUCCCAAAGUAGCAAUGCUAGCUAACCGUAUGGAUGGAGUAGAGUCUGUACUUGAGACAAAUGGCAGAUCUUGUGGGCUUACGUUACCAUAGUGGCCAGAUAAGUCUGCUUAGGGGUUCAUGUUAGCGUUUACCUUGCGCAACACAACUGCAAAAUGUUCCUAUAAAAGGGGUGGGGGGGUGGAAGACUUGACAAGUCUUGUAGCUGAUCUGUAAAUGUACUUCAGCUGUAGCUGACCACUGGGUGAGAAACACAGGUUAGUGUAGACCACGCACUUCCUGUUCUCCUUGUACUCAUCUCAUCUCUUCCAAGGUUUGAAGAAAACAACAACAUAAGAAAUAGGUUGAUCUUUUAAUCUUCGGUGGCCCUUUUCCUCCCCCUGAUGCCUCCUGGUGUCCAACAAAGACACAGUCCGUUUACUAGGCCGGUUCGAAGAGCGGGGGAGUGUAGAAGGAAAAACACAGAGGGGUGGAAUCAGGGCAGGGCAAUUCCUGUAAUAUCUGGAAAGAGCGAGCGAGGGAGAUCUAAAAGAGAACCACAGAGGCCAGGCGCACCUAGGUCAGUACCCUCGACGGAGCUUCCGGGGUCAAAUCAAAAUGACCCCUCUUUACUGAAAGGGCAUAGAAAAGGACAACGGAAAUGGAGUCGGAUGGCGCCACAGUGGGGCCCGCUUGUGUAAAACAGCUUUUCGUGUCCCAAUAGCUCCUCUCUUCUGGGGCAGAGAAGAGAAGGGUGACGCCCCUUAGAGCCGGUGUUGUAGGGCCGGGCUUAGCAGCAUCCGUUGUGCGGCUCGGAGUUUCCCCAGAUGUCGUGUGGGACUUUAUUCUGUAGUGUCUUUCUCUUGUACGUUACAUUUACAUGUGUUUGUUUUGUUAGACUUUUAUAUCACCUUUUGCUAGACAGAAGUGGCUUCAGCAAAUGAAAGGGGUUUUUGAGUAUACUUAUGAAUAUGAAUGUCAUUUUAGUCAAGAGGUUAGGUGCAUAAAGUUCGAUGGGGUUCAGUUUUUUCCGACUUCGAAAAAUAACGCGUGGAGAGCCGUUAUGAAGUCUGGUAUGCAUAUUUACAGUAGUCAUAGGAACAUGUCAAGAAACGUAGGUUCUGUAUCCACAAAAGCAUGAGCAACACUCGCUUCAUAACAGUUUUGUAUUAUUCUCGAUAUCCAACAUCUCUCACACCCCCCCCCCCCCCCACACAACUAUCUCAGCUCACCAUCUCUGUUUUGUCUUGGUUUUGUAUUUGUUCUGCAGUGUAACCCCCUAAAAACAGAGCAGCUACCACGUUUAUUUCUCACAAUCCGUAUGGGAGCUGUCCAAUUUAUCCCCGUUCCUCCCCAAACGCGCACAAUUUACACAGCGUCCUUUUGGAGUGUUUUAUGGUGUCUGUGUGCGAUGAAACCGCUGCACUGUUCUUUUCGGGCAGGAGGACGGAAACACCGACUGCAGGGGCUCACGGCCUCCACUUGGUUGUGGUUACAAGCCGUGUGUGUGUGUGUGUGUGUGUGUGUGUGUGUGUGUGUGUGUGUGUGUGUGUGUGUGUGUGUGUGUGUGUGUGUGUGUGUGUGUGUGUGUGUGUGUGUGUGUGUGUGUGUGUGUGUGUGUGUGUGUGUGUGUGUGUGUGUGUGUGUCUCUAAGCGUGUGUCUGUAUGUAGCACAGGAGGUUGGUGGCACCUUAAUUGGGGAGGACAGGCUCGUGCAAACGGCUGGUGCGUAAGAAAUGGAAUGGUAUCAAAUACAUUGAGCACGUGGGCUCCAUGUGUCUAAAGCCAUGCCAAUAGCUCCUUUCCAGCCAUUGUUAUGAGCCGUCCUGCCCUCAGCAGCCUCCACUGGUAUGUGUGUCUGUAUGGGGGGGGGGGGGGGGGGCCGAAAAGCAUCUGCCUCUUAGCAGCAUAUCCCUCGAGGUACUGUAUAUGGACAGCCUGUGUUUUUUUUCUGUGGUUUUCUUCGAGCCCACCCUCUUCCCUACCCAGCUGUAAAGACUCACCAUACUGUACCCUUCGAGGCCAUUUCACUAGAUAGACAUGUUUUUGUGUUUCGUAAAAAAAAAAAAAAAAAAACAUUUCUUCUCACAUAUUUUUGCCAUCGUGGUGAUUAAUCACUGACCCAAACGCCUGCAAAUAGACAGAGUGAAUUCUGGUGACGAUAUACAUAUUUACAUUAUGUCGAGUAAGUUCAAAUGAAUUGUGCCUCCGCUUCAGUAUAUUUAAACGUAGCUGUAUUCAAAUGGUUUGGAUCUUCCAAAUUUCAGACGAGGUGCCUUUUUUCUGGCUUAAGAAAUGGAAAUGAUACAUGGGUAAAUUUAUCAAAAAGGCAAAUGACCGGGAGAAAAGUUGUGGCUUAAUGUGCUAUGAAGCUGGUCAUAGUUCUAGGGGUGUGGCUAAACUGUUUGGUAUUGUGUAUGUUUAGGUAAAUACUGUGCCAUAGUUUUUAGAGUCCACAAAUACGUUAUUGUUUUGUUUCUUCUUCAAAUAUAUGAAAUGUUUUAAUGUUGCCUGAAAACUUUGUCUGGAUUUGACACAAAGGCUUGUAGCCACAGCUCUCCCAGAAGUCCCUGGUUUGUUUCUUUAACACUUUCCUCUUGUUCACCUCUUUCCCGCUCUUUCUCCUCGCUACAAUCAAACAAAUAAAGUAUUAACCUGAUGACCUAA